Molecule: messenger RNA, 7598 nt
Organism: Clupea harengus (Atlantic herring)
Lineage: Eukaryota; Metazoa; Chordata; Actinopteri; Clupeiformes; Clupeidae
Gene: znf576.1
Exons: 10
Coding region: 157-7143 (2328 amino acids)
Biological process (GO): regulation of DNA-templated transcription
Molecular function (GO): RNA polymerase II cis-regulatory region sequence-specific DNA binding; DNA-binding transcription factor activity, RNA polymerase II-specific
Source: RefSeq, a predicted model, not a curated record
GACAUUUAGAUGUCGUGACGUAUUUGGGGGUUUGCGUCUCACCACUAGCGUUAUAUUCUGUGUUGUGAAGAUGUCUAACAGGAGGAAGCUAACAUAGCUUCCAUCAAACAACAAACCCAAAAACAUUGUUCUGUUAAAUGAAGAAAGGCAGAAGACAUGGAUGUCGUAAAUAGGGCAACAGGUGGACUGGGAGCCAGCCAUGAGGGUGUGACUGCAGAGAGUGACCCAGAGCCCAGGGUCCCGUCUGAGGAUUCCCCUAAGUCCUCUGCUGCAGCGGCUGCAUCCGAGAGCUACACCCAUGUGGACACUCCCCGAGAGAACUCGCAAUGCAGCAUCCCCAAAGAAGCAGCGCCUUUCCUGGGGGACCCCAAAGAAGCAGCGCCUUUCCUGGGGGACCCCAAAGAAGCAGCAAGUGCACCACACCUCCCAGACACAGUCAAGCUGAUUAAUAGUCCUUCCACUGAGCUGGCUGCCACCAAGGGUACAACACCUGAACCCGCAAACCAAGAGGAGGAUGGCAGCACCUUACCCCCCAAAGGGAAGUCGCAAGAUUCCAAGGCUGCUUUUGGCAUUAAGAAAGAUACAAAGGCGACUGCCACCACCACAGGUGGAAAGAGGAGUAUUCCCCUGAAAAGGGAUCGAAUGGACCCGCUGAAGUUAGACAUGACGAAGCCAACAGCUAUGCCUCUCACUUCGUCCCAACAGUCUCUGCAGUGUAUUGAAUGUCACAUCAUUUUCAGUGACGACAAGAGCAAGCAGCGGCACCUGAAGAUGAGCCACCCGGCGGAGUAUGAGCAGUGCAUGCUGGGAGAUUCGUUGUUUGCCUGCUACGUCUGUGACCGUCAUUUUGCAAACUCCAUAGAUCUCAUGGCCCACCAGCGAACGCACACAGAAAAACAGCCCUUUAAGUGUCUACUCUGCGGGGAGGCGUUCAAGAGAUCUUCGGAACUCACUACGCACAAGAAAGUCCACUGUAGCAGCCAGGGGUACAAAUGCAUUGACUGCGGCAAACUUUGUAAGACCCUGACUCUGCUUAAGUAUCACAGCCGCACACACACCGGGGAGAAACCAUAUGUGUGUAAAGAGUGUGGCAAGAGGUUCAGUAUGCCAAAAGCACUGCAGAGACAUCUAGAGAGUCACACACAGGAUGAAGGGGAUGAAAACGGUGAUGGGACAAAUGCCGCCGCAAAAUCAAAGAAACAGAAGAGCAACGCCCCGACAGAAAGGAAAUACUCGUGUCCACAGUGCAAAGCUAUGUUUAAGACUGAGAGGACACUGCUUCACCAUAUGAAGAACAAACAUGCGCAGAACAAAAACGUGCCGCCCAGCCGUGCUCUUGUCACGCAGCACCUCCUCAAUCAAGGGCCCCCUCUACUGACCCAGGCAGCACUAGAUCAACCACACGUACUUCGGUUCGACUCGGGUGGGCAGGCGCCGCAAUGCAUCGAGCCAGAGCAAAUCAAGAGGCUAAUAGAGUCACUUGGAAAUGUCCAAAAGGUGAAUCAGCUGGUCAUAUAUGGAUUAGAGCCCGUGUCAUUUCAGUCACAGACCAUGAAUCUGCAGCCAGUGCCAGGGGUCAUGCAACCGAUCAGAUUCGACAUGACGCAGACGGUGCCUUCUGUGGAGUUCAAGCUGGUGACGGAAGAGGCUAAGUCAUUAGAUUCAGAGCACGCUAAUCAACAGGUUGAAUCCACAGCAGCAGAAUUAAAUGGAGGACACAGAGACACCAAUGACCAUUCGUCAGUUGAGAGAACAACUCAAUCAGUGAGACAAAUGCGAGACCAUACAGGGACUAUCGAUUCAGAGACCCUUCAGUCUCGUCCAGUGGAGCUUGAGCGGAUUUCUUUUGGUACUGAAAAAACAGCGACAGUGGAAGAACCUUCUUCAGUGGAGGAAACAAUAGUGAGGGAAUCCAUUCCGUUCCGUGAUGUUGAAGAAAUGAGAUGUGAAACCAAAACCGUUGAGACUAUACAAGAGAACGGACACAUUCAGAUUCUUGAAUUCUUGCAACAGUCAUCCACCCUGAUUCCAACCAAUGAGCUUGAAAAUGAAAACGGACAUAUGGUGUCCCUCCAGGAAGAAGUGGUACAAAUGCAAUAUAUGAUCCCAAGUGACACACUUUCGCUGGGAGCCACGGGAGGUUUACAACAGACUGAGGAACAAGUUGUCACUUUGACACCAUUGGAAACACAGAUUGUCACUUUGACAUCAAUUGACAGAAAAGAAGAAUCAAAGAAAAAUGUUGGCAAUGUCAGUGAACAGGAUGUUGGACUGCCACAUCUGGAAACGUCUGAUGAACCAAAGGACUGUAUAGAUCAAACAGAAUUAAACAAAAGUCAGUUUAGCUCAGAGGCACACUUCAGUGAGGAUAUAUCAGUUCACCCACAGCCAUCUUUACAUGAAUCAGACACAGCAGAAGUAGUUGCAGGCAAUAAUGAACCUCAUAGUCAAGAGACCACAAAGUUGGCUGAAGCAUUGAAGCUAAAGAAGGGAAGUCGUGCGAAGAAAACAAGUAAGAAGGAAAAAGCCAAGAGGCAAAUUUCGGAUUUGAAACAAAAAAUUGAGCAUGAUGUUACAGUUCAUAUUUCACAGCAGAAAGUAUUGGCACCACAUCCUUCAUCACAGUUAAUGACAACUGCAACCCAACACUCAAGAACAAAAGGUCAUAUUCUGGUGCAGUUUGGUCUUGGAAACAAAAAAGAAAAAGUCUCCAAAACAGCGGGGGCCUCUAAAAGAUCAAAAAAGAGAGAUGACGGUGAACUGCAAGAGGAGGGUGAGUCCCAACAGAAGAAGAAGGGAGAAGAUAGAAAAGGUAAAACGAACACAUCUGAAAACAAAACUCUAACAGCGAUACUUAACAAACCACAGAAUCAAGAGCAACACGUUUUGCAGAAAGAAGAGGCAAAAGAGGCAAAACUCAAGUCUAGGAAAAGAAAAUUUAAAAUACACAAAAGUACUAGUAAGAGUCUGACGGAGAUAGAGGUAAUUUCAUCACCUCUGCCUAAGAAGAAGAAACAGGAAAAAGUAAAGAAACCAAAGCCCCUUAUAAAGACUUCAAAGAAAAAGGUCACGAAGAAGAAAACCUUAAAACUGAAACAGAAAGAGAAAGAAGAAACCCCUCUUGCUAUAUCCCCAGAUCAAGUCAAGGCAGAAGCCAUGCUUUUGCUGAAGGGACACAAACAGCCACAACUGAAAGUUCACAAACUGGAUGAUCCAAAAACCUUGUCACAGCUAGAACUAGUGCCUGCAUGUCCAUCUACAAUUGCUUGCAAUGAGGAAACUAACCCAACUCCAAUGAAAGAAACCGAACAUCACAAAAACAAAUCAACCAAGGCAAAAAAACAACCACGGCCGAUCCAGGCAUGUGUAGAAUCCUCUUCACCUAAUCUUAAGGGCACAUCUAUGCGUAAAAAGGUAAAAGCAGGUCGAAAAAGGAAGACCCCAAAAGCUGAUGGAGAGAUGAUGCCAACAUCCCCUUCCCUGACGUGUGAUUGUGGGGUGAAAUUCUCAGAGGUGUUAGCCUUACAGGAGCAUGUGGCAGCUGUCCAUUCUGGUCAUACCCAGGGUUGCUAUGAUUAUUCUAAUGGCACCCUGUCUGAGGAUCAUGUCAAGACCUCUGUAUCAAGUGAAGUGCUACCCAAUAAUUCUUCCAAAACGCUCGGAUUACCGGUAACAGCAGACUGGGAUGCUGAAAUAGAGAUGGGGGAGUUAGGUCUGGGGGACAGAGAAGACCAAAGAGUGUCUUUUCCAGCUCUCAACCCUUCUCCCUCUCUACCCCAUGCACCUACAUUAGUGGAAGGUGAAUAUGAGGAGGUACAAAAAGAUGCCAACAGUGUCACCACAGAGAAAUGUUUGGAAGUGGUAUCCUCUGGUUCUAAAAGAGGUAAGCAGCCAAAGAUGGUUUCCUGUCAAAAAGAUCCUCCAGUGUCUCAGACACUCGCUACAUGUUUGUCAACUCAGGUCACCACCCCUGAGGUCCAAAACGUGUCAGCCUUUUCACCACUUCCAGGCAAGUAUCAGAAAGGAAAAGGCAAGGAAGGCCUUUUGGAGGCUAAUGAGAAGAUUUCAGAGAUACAGGCUGAUGCCAUGAAGACCAUUCAUGAGUCGGAUAAGGCUGUAGAGGAAGACGUGAAAGAAGAGUUGCCUCUAGAUGUUAAUUUAGUUACCGUUCAAGAUGAAAAUCAACCCAUUUCCUCUCAGGAUGAUGACACACCGGAAAGCUCUCAAAACGAUUGUCAGAUGGCCAGUGAAAUACAAGUGAUGUCAAGCCAUGAAAACGUCCAUGAGUCCAACCUUGAAUGUCUUUCACAUACGAUGAAUCUUAAGCCCGUGGUGGACUUGAAUUCAACCGUAACUACGGCAAUAAAAGAUUCAUCCUCAAACAUUCCAGAGAUCAAACAGGAGGAUGUAGAAAUGACAGUACACACGGAAGAGAGAAAAAGUGGACCGAACAGGAAUAAUAUGACGAGAGGUAGAAAAAGGGGAGCGGGAAGGGGGAGACGAGGCACCAGCAAAAAGAGGAACAUGGGAAGCAGAACAGGAGUCGGACGGAAGUCUCUGAAUGAUGAUCCAGAUGAAUGCCAGAUAGUCUACCAGCUCUAUCCAGUGGCCGCGGACUCUGAAGUCAAAUCGCUGGAGGGGAAUGUGCCACAGGCUUGCCCUAAUCCUCCAAGGGGUGUCUUGACAGAAUCACAAGAGGAUUCCUCUGAGGAGCAGGUGGUGUUUGAACUGGAGUCGGUCACUACAAGUGUUGUUGAUAUGGUGAAAUCAGAAGGGGAACUUGACAGGGAAUCACAGGGAAGCUCGCCAGGCAUUAUCCUAGAAAAGUUUCUCACAUCGCGAGGGAGCGGGAGCAGAGAAUCAGCAGACAUUUCUAACCAGGUGGUGGGCGCCUCUACGAAUGUAUCAAGCAAUGGGACCAGUACAGACCACAGGACCACCACAUUGCCUUCACGCGGGACCUCAGGGCUGUUGAAUAUUAAAGAAGAGGACCUGUCACAGCCUGUGAUGCCACCGGUGCUUUCCCCAGAUGGAGAUGGUGCCAGGGGUCCUCUCAUAAAUCGCUCCCUUUAUAAUGAGCAGGGUGUGCAGAUGUUCGUGGUGAAGGAGGAGGACCCUCUCAUUUUGAACGAACCCCACACUGUACAACAGCCCAGCAAUGGCAAAAGGAGGGACGGUCAUCUCUCUGCUAGCAAUGUUGCAGAAGCAGACCCACCAGUGGAAUGUAAUAUGGGGGAAAGGAGCGUGUGUAGAGAUGAGCUUGAGACGGUUACUUCUACAGUACCUCGACCCACUGCCAAGCAGUGCAUUUUCUUUCCAGUAAAAGAAGAGGAGAGAGAAUUGCGGCUGGAUCCUUCACCCAGAGCUGAAAAUCUGAGCAACUCUGGAGUCGAAGAACAUGAUGACAUUUGUGAGAUAUCAACCCAACAUGAAACACCAUGUGUGGACAGUGCCUUGGCUGAAGAAGGUGAUAUGGGAGUUGAGCAACACAACACUGAAGACCUUGUAGAAUUCCUUUUGAAGAGGCCAGAGACAGAAGACAGUGGAGGCAUUGAUUCAGAACCAGAAGCAGAAACUCUUGCCAUGUCCUGUUACCAUGGUAGCAGAAGCAGUGGCUCUGCAAACCCGCCUGUUAGAUCAAGCCCGGAGCCUGAUCAAAGAAAUGAUAACCAGUUAUCCCAGAAUGGUGUUGGUUCACAAAAUGGCCAAAAGAAACCAAUUGACUACUUCACUCAGUAUUUUGACUGGAAGACAUGGCAGGAUGUUGCCAACAUCACUGCUAAAACGUCUAAAAAGUCAAACCCAGUCACAGCCAAAGAAGUGUCUCAGUUUGUGGGAAUCCAUAUCGCCAUGGGGACAUUAAAGUUUCCUAGCACAAAGCUGUAUUGGGAGGACUGUACCCGAGUGCCUCUCGUUGCUGAUGCCAUGACAGCCUCCAGAUUCUCAGAGGUUCUCUCGAAACUAAGGCUUGCUGAGGAAGGCGAUCCCACACGGCUUCAGGGGAAGGACAAGGUUGUGUCUGCUACCAGUACUAUACAUCAGUCUACGGACCAUGAUUCACAAGUUUCAGAAACUGCAGAUGACCCACAUAAAGCCGGAAAAACAUGCAGUACACAGUCUCCAUUGAAAACUGACCCACUUAGCAGAGUACAUGUGUUGAUGGAAAAGGUUCAAAAGACAUGUCAGAGUCUCAAACGAGAGGGGAACCAUGGAGUCAGCCAGUACCCACUGCUGUUACAGCGACCCCCAGCCAAUCCUGUCCACUCACUGCACCAUACGGUCAUGUUGAGUACUUGUGGCUUGGUUGUGGACUUCAACUUGUGCUUGGAUGACUCUGACAGAGAAGAAACUGUUAAGAAAAUGGUCUUGUCUGGUCAAAACAGUGGAGAAGGGAUGGUGUUUCUCUGCAAGCCUGAGCUGUCCACUCCCUCCAUGCUAGAGCAGCUUCUAGAGGCUGGAGUGCAAAGCGCUGGCAAAGUUGGCGGGGCAAGGGGACAAGUGGGUGACGAGUUUGUGAGCUCAGAUGGCAAGCUGAAACUAUUUCGGUGCCAUCAUGGUUUUAUCCUCUCUGCUGCUGUAAAGGGACGAUCCCGUUCGACAUCUCUCGUCAGUGGUUUUGAGCGGGCACUUAAAGCAGCUAAGCUCAACCGAGAUUUGCGCAAGGCUUACCACACACCUUGCCUGUCAUCGUCUCCCACAGCCUGGCCACUGUCUGUUCUUUGGCACCUUACGGAUCUAGCACUGGUGAACUCAUGGCUACAGCACAGGGGCGACCGCAGCCACGAACAAGAGCCAUUAUCCCUCAUGGCAUUCCGACUAGAAGUCUCCAAAGCAUUGAUUCUGUCCAGCAGCUCUGAUGCCCAGGAUGCAACUCCUCCUCGACCACCUGCUCCAGAGAGACCCGAACAAGGUACAAUUCCAGGGUCUGCCUCCAUCAUUGAGACCCCACUUCCGGACAUAGCCAUUCGGUACGAUGGCAUAGGCCACUGGCCGGAACAAGUUGCGGAGGGAGAGGGAGCGAGGUGUCGAUUUGGAGGAUGUGAUCGGACAUCUCGGGUACGAUGUCUGAAGUGUUGUGUGUUUCUGUGCAUCUCCCGCAGUCACAACUGCUUUCUCCAAUUCCACAGCCAAGGGGCUCUAUAAGGUUCUGCAUUGAUUUAUCAUUGUGUGAAUGUUUGUGUGUGCGUUUAACAGCAUAUUCCAUGGUUCAUGCCUCUUACUGUUUGUCCUGUUCCUAUAGUAGCUGCUGCCUUAUAAUGAAAAUGUAAAGAAUGUUUUGCAAUGAAAUGAAAUAAAUCUGGACAGAGGCAGCACUCUUGUCUUUUCCAUAUAAUGAUUGAUUGAUUGGAGGAAAUCCCCCCCUUUUUCUGUUUCUGUAAUUAUUUUUUAUUUAUUUGCCUCUAAUGUUCCAUGAAUUAUUUAUAUUUUUAUAUACAUGUUGUUGUUGAAGUAAAAUAGCCAUAGGGUCUGAAUGUGUUUUUGAAUGUCAAAGAAAAUGUGUUUCCUGUGACUGCAGCACAAAAUGUUGAAAUAAUUCUGUGAAACAGUUUGACCCUCUUUUAAUUUAUAUUAAUUUAAAAUAAAUUCAUGUUACAAUC